AAAAAAGCGUGAAGUAUACAGUAUAUUAGGUGAUUUUGCGACGAAACGUUUACCUCCCUGCCCAAUGUGUUUAACUUAAGAACGUCAAAUAGUACAAAAUACGCCAUCAGUUUGACAAGAAAAUUCCUUUGUAACGUGAACCAUCCAUAUGCAUAUAGUACUGGCUGCAAUGCAUUGCAGAAAAAGUAACGCUACGGAAGUGACAUAGUACCUUGAUAAGCAAUUUCUAUCCGUCUCACUUACUCGCUUCAAAAGAAUAGCAAGUACAAUUCGACCAAACGAUUUCUAACAUAAAAUCCGUGUGUCAAAGCAAUUUCGAGUCGAAUCAACAAGAUGUCAGCAUCGGAUUUCAUCUACCCACAUCAAAAACCCAAGUUUGUUGGCAGAAUCUGAUAUCGAUACACCCUCUCUCUCUUUCUCUCUCUCUCUGUAUCUGUGUGAGUGUGUGUGUGCUCGGAAACCAAGAAACAUUCGGAUCGUGCAGAAAACAAUGUCUAUGCGAGCGAAAUCAAUUAUGCGCGGUCUCUCCGAGCCCACCAUCACUGAAAGCGAUCUUGACGGCGAUCAAAAGGACGUUGAUGAAGCAUUGCACGAGAGCGAUGUCCAAGAACGGGUUUGGCCCAAAGAUGACGAUGAGACUCCCGAAGAACGCCCCACGCCUCCCACACGGGUUUCGGCAUCACGCCGUGACACGGCCAAGAAGAAGCGAGCGAGCAACCGUUCGCGAUACUUCACCACGUUUGUAGAUGCUUUGAGCUUGUCAUCCUUUGGCACACUUACCAAUCCCAAGAAAGGACGGCCAAAGUCAUGCGAACGCGAAGAGAGGUCCAAUUCCGCCAAGACUGACCCUACAGCACGCCCUAUAAUGAGACAGGAUUCGGAUAUAUCCGGAACGUAUCAUAACUCCCGGAGAUUCAGUGAAACCGUUUCGUCUUCUGGAAGUGCUCGGAAUAGUGCCACUUAUGAGACCGAUCAGACGAUACCCGCCGAGGAUAUGGCCGCCAAGUCACUCUUCACUGCUCAACAUAAACUCAAAGAAUUGUUGACCACGGAAAGAACUUAUGUGGAGAAGAACCUAAACGAAAUCGUCGAAGGUUACUAUAAAUAUAUGGAAGAGACUAAAACUAAUCCCGAGGGUCGCAUCAAGAUACCGACAGAUCUCAUGGGAGGCAAAAACCGCAUUAUUUUUGGAAAUAUCCGAGAUAUUUACGACUUUCACGUCAGAAGCAUCUUGCCUGAAAUUGAAAAAUGCGUGGAUGAUCCAGGUCGACUUGCCUACUUGUUUGAAAGUAAACGCGAUAUCAUGAAAAUGAAAUAUGGAAGAUAUUGUCUGAACAAACCGAAGUCUGAGUAUAUCAUCACGCAACACAACGACAAAUACUUUGCCGUUGUGAGAUUAAAAGAAGGAUUCCAACAAGCUUUGAGCACGCAAAUGAUGACUCCGAUUCAAAGAGUCACUCGAUAUCAGCUUUUGUUAUCCGAGGUGCUCAAGAACUACAAAAAAGCCGAGGUUGAAGAGGAGCUGAUUCAAAAAAUUCAGACGGCCUUUGAUGUUGCGCAAGAAAUCGCCAAAUACACCAACAACAUGAUGCUUGCUGGCAGAAUCCGUGGCUUUGAGGGUGAUGUGACGGCUCAAGGCUUGCUUUUGAAACGCGGGACAAUAGACUGCUUCAAACGGAAAGGAAAUCUCAAGCGCCCCAAAAUCAAGCAUUGCCAGUUCUUCAUAUUCCAAGAGACCAUCAUCAUUUGCGAGAACCCCCACUCAGUCAACGACCCGUCUUCCCCCCAAAGCUUCGACUUUGUGGCCAAUUUUAAGAUGAACAAUGUUAUUGUCCGCGAGUUCAAUAAGAGCGAUUCGAACUUUGGCUUUGAGCUGGAAAAGGGAUUGGAGCUUUUGGAGCGAUCCACCACUGCCUCCCGGAGAGAGGAUUCCGCGAUUGUGGUCCAAUGCGAAUCCGAGGAACAACGUGACGAAUGGCUGAAAGUCAUCAACGAUCAAAUCCGAGAUCUCAAGGACAUGGCCAAGAAAUUGGAGAACCCGCAGUUCUUCUGCUAAUGUGUAACCUGAUUUUUGUCAAGACUUUCAGAGGAUAUUCAGAGAUAUUCA
Messenger RNA from Tigriopus californicus, 2107 nucleotides. RefSeq names its product kalirin-like. Gene Ontology annotation, cellular component: cytoplasm. Gene Ontology annotation, biological process: axon guidance. The coding region runs from base 491 to 2056 and encodes 521 amino acids. Gene Ontology annotation, molecular function: guanyl-nucleotide exchange factor activity. The record is from RefSeq and is a predicted model, not a curated record. NCBI's taxonomy places the organism in Eukaryota, Metazoa, Arthropoda, Copepoda, Harpacticoida, Harpacticidae. The transcript has 7 exons.